GUACACAGUGUAGAGUAGCCCAGGUGAAUAUUGAGUAGAAGGCAUCAGUACCAGACGUGACCAGACCAACCAUGACCUACACUACGCUUGCCGCUUGUCUCUUCUGCCUUGUGGCUCUUACUUCAGCUUGUUACAUCCAAAACUGCCCUAUUGGAGGAAAGAGAUCGGUGAUGGACAUCAUGGACAUUAGGAAGUGUAUCCCCUGUGGGCCGAGAAAUAAGGGACAUUGUUUUGGGCCAAACAUCUGCUGCGGGGAGGAACUGGGCUGCUACGUGGGAACCUCAGAGACUUUAAGAUGCCAAGAAGAGAACUACCUUCCCUCACCUUGUGAGUCAGGGAGAAAGCCGUGCGGAAACAAUGGAGGAAACUGCGGCGCCUCAGGAAUCUGCUGCAAUCACGAGAGCUGUACAGUGGACCCGGCGUGUGAGCAGGACUCUGUAUUCCCCUAGAUGAUGUGUCACGAAAGCAAACGCUUCCAAAUCUACAUGAAAUGAAAGGACGAGAGCCCAGGUCUUAAUACAGGUGCAACUGUCAGCAUCUGACCAGAUAUCCAUUUAUAGAUGUACUAUAUGCAGAAUAAAUAACCUUAUAACACGGGAA
This is a messenger RNA of Xenopus laevis (African clawed frog), 600 nucleotides long. RefSeq names its product oxytocin/neurophysin I prepropeptide S homeolog (gene oxt.S). Gene Ontology annotation, molecular function: neuropeptide hormone activity; neurohypophyseal hormone activity. The record is from RefSeq and is a predicted model, not a curated record. The transcript is spliced from 3 exons. Gene Ontology annotation, cellular component: extracellular region; secretory granule. The coding region runs from base 72 to 449 and encodes 125 amino acids. NCBI's taxonomy places the organism in Eukaryota, Metazoa, Chordata, Amphibia, Anura, Pipidae.